Messenger RNA from Pteropus alecto (black flying fox), 1041 nucleotides. RefSeq names its product ring finger protein 175 (gene RNF175). The record is from RefSeq and is a predicted model, not a curated record. Gene Ontology annotation, cellular component: Golgi membrane; endoplasmic reticulum membrane. NCBI's taxonomy places the organism in Eukaryota, Metazoa, Chordata, Mammalia, Chiroptera, Pteropodidae. Gene Ontology annotation, molecular function: metal ion binding; ubiquitin protein ligase activity. The transcript is spliced from 9 exons.
AUGGCUCACACCUGCUUUACUGUAGAGGGACCUGAGACCCCAAGGGUCUCACCAGCUGUGCUGGUGGUGAUCUGGAGCUCCCCUGCGGAGGAGGAGGAGGAGGAGGAGGAGGAGGAGGAGCUAGCAGAGGGCAAAGGGGCGGGGCCGCCCACUCGCCUGCAGCAAGAGAGGAUGUACAAGGUACACCAGAGCCACGAAUCCAUGCACGUGGAGAUGAUGUUGAUUCUCUUUUCCACCCUGAUCAUUGCCCAGGUAGUGCUGGUGCAGUGGAGACAGAGGCAUGGCCGGUCCUACAAUCUGGUGACUCUGUUGCAGACGUGGACUGUCCCUGUGUAUUUCACAAUAAAACUUCAGUGGUGGUGGUUUCUGUCUAUGUAGGGAAUGUUCUCACUUAUCACCAGUUAUAUCCUCUUCAGAGCUACCCGAAGUCCCCUCUCAGAAAGAACGCCAAGCUUGGUCUACAAAUGGUUUCUUCUAAUCUACAAAGUCAGCUAUGCACUUGGUGUUGUGGGUUACUCGGUUAUCAUGUUUACAAUGUGUGGACUACAUUUAUUUUUCAAGAUCAAGCCUAGAGAGUCCAUGGAUUUUGACAUUGUGUCUUUGUUCUAUGGUCUCUACUAUGGCAUAACGGGGAGAGACUUUGCAGAGAUCUGUCCUGAUUACAUGGCUCUACUGUAGGGGUAAUUCUACAAUGUCGGCGGGAUGUACACAAGAAGUUUGUCAGGCAGUAUCUGUGCCGUCUGUGGGCAGAAGACCAUUGUGGAGCUCAAUGAACAAGGGCUUGUUGAAAACACAUACCAGCUUUCAUGCAGUCAUGUCUUUUGUGAAUUCUGCAUCCGAGGUUGGUGUAUUGUUGGUAAAAAGCAGACUUGCCCUUACUGCAAAGAGAAAGUCUAUUUGAAGAGGAUGAUCGGUAACCCCUGGGAGCGCACACACAUUUUGUAUGGACAAAUCCUGGACUGGCUUCGUUAUCUGGUAGCUUAGCAACCCAUGGUGAUGGGAAUAGUUCAAGGCAUUCACUCUUCACUAGGGCUGGAAUAG